AUUUGUAACACCCUGUUGUGUAAUUAUGCAGCUCUUAGCCCUCAGCUAAAGACUACUAUCGACAAAGUUGUGACUUCAGACAAAGUGGUUCUUUUUAUGAAGGGAACUAGGGAUUUCCCUCAAUGUGGAUUCUCUAAUACUGUUGUACAGAUACUGAAGUCACUGAAUGUGCCUUUUGAAACUAUUAAUAUUCUUGAAAAUGAGUUAUUGCGGCAAGGCUUGAAGGAGUACUCAAGCUGGCCAACCUUUCCGCAGCUCUACAUUGAUGGGGAUUUCUUUGGUGGCUGUGACAUCAUUGUUGACGCGCUUAAAAGUGGGGAGCUGCAAGAAACACUUGAAAAGGCUAUGUGCUCGUGAUGCAAUACAAGUUACUUGUGAAGCUGUAAACUAUCCUAAUUUUUUUUUUUUAACAAUCUUACAUAUAGAUUAUGUUUGAUUGAGUGAAACUGGUACAUGUAAUAUCAUCUUAUACAUUUUGAGAACUGAUUAAUAAGCAGCAAAUUUAUUAGA
This is a messenger RNA of Beta vulgaris subsp. vulgaris (sugar beet), 510 nucleotides long. RefSeq names its product monothiol glutaredoxin-S14, chloroplastic. The record is from RefSeq and is a predicted model, not a curated record. The transcript has 2 exons. Gene Ontology annotation, molecular function: disulfide oxidoreductase activity. Lineage: Eukaryota; Viridiplantae; Streptophyta; Magnoliopsida; Caryophyllales; Amaranthaceae. The annotation marks the transcript as partial.